AUGCCUAGACCUCGUGUAUUCUUUGACGUCAGCAUUGGUGGACAGCCUGCGGGACGAAUUGUCUUCGAGCUUUUCAGCGAUAUUGUUCCUAAGACCGCUGAGAACUUCCGCUGCCUGUGCACUGGAGAGAAGGGAAAGGGAACCAGAGGAGAAGAUCUGUGCUACAAGAACUGCAUCUUCCACCGCGUUAUUCCCAACUUCAUGAUCCAGGGAGGAGACAUCACUGAUUUCAACGGCUAUGGAGGCGAGUCCAUCUACGGAAACAAGUUCGCCGAUGAGAACUUCAAGGUGCGCCACGAUCGUGCUGGUCUGCUCUCCAUGGCGAACGCGGGUCCCAACACCAACGGUUCGCAGUUCUUCAUCACCACCGUCCCCACUCCUCAUCUGAACGGUCAUCAUGUGGUGUUCGGCCAAGUGGUGGAGGGAAUGGAAGUCGUGAAGGCUCUGGAGUCCAACGGCUCGCAGUCGGGCCGUCCUCGCACGGAGCUCAAGAUCACCAACUGCGGUCAGCUGUAAGCCUCGCUCUCCCUUUCUGUCUGUCAGUCUGUCUGUCUGUUAGGGAGUGUGUGAUUGAUUGAUUGAUUGCC
Blastocystis hominis is the source of this 587-nucleotide messenger RNA. RefSeq lists its product as hypothetical. The record is from RefSeq and is a predicted model, not a curated record. Gene Ontology annotation, molecular function: peptidyl-prolyl cis-trans isomerase activity. Lineage: Eukaryota; Bigyra; Opalinata; Blastocystidae. The transcript has 4 exons. Gene Ontology annotation, biological process: protein peptidyl-prolyl isomerization; protein folding. The coding region runs from base 1 to 516 and encodes 171 amino acids.